AUGUUCAAGUUGGUGGUAUUGUCUGCUUUGCUCGCCGUAGCUGCUGCUCGUCCCGGUCUCGUAGAGUCACCAGUAGUUUACUCUGCACCAGCAGCUAUUGCCGUACACGAACCUGCUUUGGCUAAAGUUGGUGCUGUUGUAAAGAGCAUUCCAACUGCUGUCUCUCAUCAAAGUCAAACAAUUGUACACAGCUCCGCACAUGUCGUUGAAGAUGUUGUUGCUCCUGUUGUGAAAACCACUCCUGUUGUACACUCAGUUGCUGCUGCUCCAGUCGUUCACUCCGUUGCUGCUGCUCCUGUUGUACACUCCGUUGCCGCUGCUCCUGGUCCCGUAGUACACUCUACUUAUUCUGCUGUUUCACCAUUGACUUACGCUGCUGCUCCAGUUGCCACUUAUGCUGCCUCAUCUCCACUCACAUACACAGCCACUGGUAUAUGGUAAUUGC
Molecule: messenger RNA, 445 nt
Organism: Teleopsis dalmanni
Lineage: Eukaryota; Metazoa; Arthropoda; Insecta; Diptera; Diopsidae
Product: retinin-like
Exons: 4
Coding region: 1-441 (146 amino acids)
Source: RefSeq, a predicted model, not a curated record